CAUUACCCGCGCGCGCAGGUGAGCCUGGCCCGAGAACCCGCGUGGGGGGUCCGCUGUACCCCCGAGGCCACCCCAGCCCCAGAACAUGGACACGUUUUCUUCCACUGCCCUGCCUUCUGAGGACCUCUGCCCUCUUCAGGACAGCUUCUCCAGGUAUGAGGAGGAAAUGGAGGCAUAUUCUCAGCAGAUCCUGUCUCAGCCACCUGUGAGCUUCAAGGACGUGGCUGUGACCUUCACAUGGGAGGAGUGGGGACAGCUGGACCUGGCUCAGAGGAUGCUGUACCGUGAGGUGACUCUGGAGACCUGCAGUCACCUGGUCUCCCUGGGGCUUCUGCUUUCAAAACCGGAUGUGAUCGCCCGACUGGAGCAAGGGGAGGACCCAUGGAGGGUGGAGCAGGGACCUCCCCGAGACUGGAAGACUACACUUGAAAAGAAAGAGUCAGCUUCUGAAGAGGGUAUUGCUGUGGAAGAGCCAUCUCACCACAUGGAAAUGAAACACUGUGUACAGGAGGAGGGCCCCUGGUUGGUGUCAUUAGGAGAAGUGCAGCAUUGGAGGGACCAGCUAGGGAAGCACCAGGAGGACUCUCUGAGUCAAACAGUACUUACCUCAGAGAGACUUUUUGCUCAAGGGGGUAGUUAUCUGAGUCUAAGCCUUCUACCUCCAACAUUACCCACAAGAACACAUUUCCAUAAGCUCAACUCACAGGUUAAAAGGUUGAAACAGAACUCGGUUUUCAUUAAUCAUCAGAAAAACUGGGCUGAUCUGAAGUCCUGUGAAGAUCAUCAAAGUGCUAGAGCCUUCUGUCAGAGCAUUUACUUGAAUAAAAUUGCAAAUGUUGAAACAGGAAAUAAAAAACCUUAUGAUUAUACUGUCAGUAGUGACUCUUUCAACUGUGGUACCUCCCUUCGUUUUCUUAAUAGAAUUUUUUCAGCAGAGAAUGGCAAUGACAGUAAGGAUGGAAACAGCAUUAAUCAUAGCAUGUCUCUGAAUGAACACAAGCCAAUGAAUUUUGGAGAAAGUCAGUACGAGUGCGAUGAAUGCCUUGUGCAAACCGAAAUAAGUGAUCCUGGAGAGGCACCAUUCAGAUGUGAGGAGGACUGUGGUGCCUUCCACGUGGCCUCAUCUUUUCCUGACUGUGACAUCAUUCAGACUGGAAAGAAGUCAUAUGCAUGUAAUCAGUGUGCAAAAUCUUUCAGCUGUUGCUCUAAGCUUGUUGUACACAAGAGAACACACACGGGAGAAAAGCCAUAUGAAUGUACUCGGUGUGGGAAGUCUUUCAGCCAGAGCUAUGACCUGGUUGUACACCAGAGAACUCACACUGGAGAAAAGCCCUAUGAAUGCAACCAGUGUGGGAAAUCCUUCACCCAGAGUUCCAAACUUAUUAGGCAUCAACGAACUCACACUGGAGAAAAACCAUAUAAAUGUCAUGAAUGUGGAAAAUCUUUCAGGUGGAACUCUAACCUUACUGUUCAUCAAAGAAUUCAUACUGGAGAGAAACCUUAUGAGUGUGCACAUUGUGGAAAGUCCUUCAGUCAAAGCUCUGACUUUGUUGCACAUAAAAGGACUCACACUGGAGAGAAACCCCAUGAAUGUAACCAGUGUGGAAAAUCUUUCAUUCGAAGCACUCAGCUUAUUAGGCAUCUGCGAAUUCACACUGGAGAGAAGCCAUAUAAAUGCAAUCAGUGUGACAAAGCCUUCACUGGGAGCUCUCACCUUAUUGAACAUCAGAGAACUCAUACUGGAGAGAAACCGUUUGAAUGUAAUCAGUGUGGGAAAGGCUUCACUGGGAGCUCUCACCUUCUUUCACAUCAGAGAAUUCAUUCUGGAGAGAAACCGUAUGAGUGUAAUGACUGUGGGAAAGCUUUUCGGCAGCGAUCUCAGCUUUUUGUGCAUCAGCGAACACAUACUGGAGAGAAACCUUAUGAAUGCAGUCAUUGUGGAAAAGCUUUCAGCCAGAGGUCUCCCCUCAUUGUGCAUCAGAGAAUACACAUUGGAGAGAAGCCCUAUCAGUGUAACAUGUGUGCUAAAGCCUUCAGUCAGAGGUCGCGCCUUAUUGAACAUCAGAGAACACAUACUGGAGAAAAGCCCUAUGAAUGCGUUGACUGUGGGAAAGCCUUCAAUGAUCGAUCAACGCUUACAAAACAUGAGAGAACACACACUGGGGAAAAACCCUAUGAAUGUAAUCAUUGUGAAAAGGCCUUCAGCCAGCGGUGUCAACUUACUAGGCAUCAGAGAAUCCAUACUGGAGAGAAACCCUAUGAAUGUAAUGAGUGUGGAAAAGCUUUCAGUUAUAGUACAUCCCUUAUUCAACAUGAGAAAACCCAUGGGAGAGAAACCCUAUGAAUAAUCAAGAUGGAAAAGCUCACUGCCAGACUUUCUUUACUAGACAUCAGAUGACUAAGGUAUGAUUCUCAGAGUGUAAUCUAAUGACCACAUACAUCAGAAUUGCUUGGAGUGUGUGUGUUGAAACUGCAUAUUACCAAGCUUACCCUCAUUGUACUACAUCAGAGUAUCUAGCAGUAAAACCCAGGAGCCUGCAGUUUCCAAAAGGAGCACACGUGAUUUGUAUGUAUACUAAAAUUUAUAUACUUCUGCAUUUAGGUCAUGAAUAUGACCACUGAUGAAAAACGUUCAGUCAGAGCUCUCAGCAGAAGUUAGAAAACUCAGAAUGGAGCUGUACACACCAGAUAAUCUUUUUAGUGCAUACAGCCACCCAAACUCAAUCAGACGUUGUCUCCACAUUCAUGGAAAUGAUGGGGAACUGAAAGAUACUCUUUACACAGAGCCCCAAACACUCAACCUAAGAAGAAACCAUUGCAUGAGGAAGUUGGUGUUUGGAAAUGAAAUUUGAAGCCAGCCAUGUUCAGUGUAAACCAGUAAUUAAAAACACAAAUUGGGGAAUUUUUUGGUGGUCCAGUGGUUAGGACUUGGUCCUUUCACUGCCGGGGCCUGGGUUCUAUCAACGGUCAGGGAAAUAAGAUCCCGCUGUGUGGCAUGGCAAAAAUAAACAAACAAAAAACAAAUUGAAGGAGAACUAGUGAUGGGAAGUCUUCUAAAAUGAUUUUUAUUGGAAUUAAAAGUAGACUCUGAAUUUUUCGGGGACUCUAUCAUGCUCUAGCUUAAGGUUGUUGCUCAGUUAGGUUGACUAAUCAAAAGAUGUCAAGUGAAGUGAAAACAGGGCUCAAAACAGUAUAUACACAGAAUGUUACAACAUAUAAAAUCAUGUGCACAGAUGGUUGGUUAAGAAGGUCAACUCGGCAGCAUGUUCAAAAAAGGCUGAAGUGUAAAUCAAUGGUGAAGCAAGUAGGAGAGGCCAUUAUUGCAGGUUUGAGCAAGGUGAAAGCAGGUGAGAGCAUCGCCUGGAGAUGCAGAGUGGGAAAGGCUGAAGCUAGGAACUUGCAAAGAGGGAGCUGCUGGAGUGGAGGUCACAGCCCCCCUGUCAGAGCUGUAGACUGACAAGUGGGGCAGGAAAGCAGGGUUCAUUGAAGGUCUGUCCGUGAAACUCCCUAAUUUGCUCUCCCUUCUCUUGCAUUAAGUAUCUGGCCAUGGGUAAGCAAAAAAUACAGUAGAGAAUGAAUUAUGUGCUAUAAAAAAAAGUCUGAGGGACUAGGGAAUCUGGUGUAUUAUGCUCCAGAACAAGUGCUGCCUUAUUUUGGCAUUUCAAGGAUCUUCAUCCUAACAGCUGGUUCUUACCCUUUUAAUCCUAAAGCAAAGUGUGCCAUUAAACCAGCUCCACCCAUCUGUGGAGCUUACUCUCUGCUUU
Messenger RNA from Balaenoptera acutorostrata (minke whale), 3764 nucleotides. RefSeq names its product zinc finger protein 544 (gene ZNF544). The record is from RefSeq and is a predicted model, not a curated record. Lineage: Eukaryota; Metazoa; Chordata; Mammalia; Artiodactyla; Balaenopteridae. Bases 86 to 2344 code for a protein of 752 amino acids. Gene Ontology annotation, molecular function: DNA-binding transcription factor activity, RNA polymerase II-specific; RNA polymerase II cis-regulatory region sequence-specific DNA binding. Gene Ontology annotation, biological process: regulation of transcription by RNA polymerase II. The transcript is spliced from 5 exons.